ACUUCCUAAAUCUUCCUCAUCCCUCUGUAAAGUAUCCGACGAGCCGCUUGGAACCACCGGAAAACCAUCACCUAGAAACACAGAAGAAAUAACAAAUUCUGUCUUAGGAGCGCCAUAUUCAGGGAUUUGGAUUUUUUUUUAGAACACUCAUGAUGGACUCGGAGUAUCCUUCAUUUGAAAGCCCUCUAAUGAGUGAAUUAAAGUAUUUCUGUAAAAGAAUUAAGGAGGCUUAUCAAGAGCUAAAAGAUGAUCUGACGCCAUACAGGGACGAUAGAUACUACAGGUUGGCUCCAAUGCGAUUGUAUACCCUGUCCAAACGUCACUUUGUACUGGUGUUUGUUGUGUUCUUUCUUUGCUUUGGCCUUACUGUCUUCAUUGGAAUUCUUGGUCCUAAAAUAAUAGAGUCCUCUAUAGCGUCUGUUGAAUUUUCAAAUAAGUCUGAACCAUUCACACUGAAAUCACCGCCACUAACAACAUAUAAUCAGGAACUGUGGCUAACAUGUUUGGUUAAGCUGGAUGGGCCAGAAGGUUUCAUUGUUCAAAGAGAUGUCAACAUGUCUGUUAAAAUCAGUGGAGUACUGAGUGAUGGCAGUGUGCCAUAUGAUAGUAAAGUUGUUCACAAUCGAACUAGAUCACUACACUGUACAGCGAAAUGUGAUGAAAUCAUUGUGGCACAUCUUGGCUAUUUGAAUUAUACUCAGUACAGAAUCAUUGUAGACUUCCAGAAUCUGCAGACACCGGGCGUUAAUAUCAAUUAUUUGAAUUUCACUUGGAAAUCAUAUAACCCAUUGUUCUCUCAAGUGGAAAUCUGGUUCCGAUUCGUGUUUGUUGUUUUUACCUUCAUGGUCACAUGCCUGUUUGCUCACUCACUCCGGAAAUUCUCCAUGCGAGACUGGGGAAUUGAGCAAAAGUGGAUGUCAAUUCUCCUGCCUCUUCUGCUGCUCUACAAUGAUCCUUUUUUCCCACUUUCUUUCCUUGUGAAUAGCUGGUUCCCAGGGAUGCUUGAUGACCUUUUCCAGUCCUUGUUCCUUUGUGCAUUGCUCCUCUUUUGGCUUUGUGUCUACCAUGGAAUUAGAGUACAGGGAGAGAGGAAGUGUUUAACUUUCUAUUUGCCAAAGCUCUUUUUGGUUGGACUACUUUGGCUGGCAGCAGUAACCUUAGGGAUAUGGCAAACGGUAAAUGAGUUGCAUGAUCCAACAUAUCAAUAUAGAGUAGACACGGGCAACUUUCAGGGGAUGAAGAUAUUCUUUUUGGUAGUGGCAUCCUUGUAUAUAUUUUACCUUGUUUUCCUGGUGGUGAGGGCAUGCUCAGAACUGAAGAACAUGCCAUAUGUUGAUCUUAGAUUGAAAUUUCUAACUGCGUUAACAUUUGUUGUACUUGUAAUAAGCAUUGCAAUAUUGUUUCUGAGAUUUGGUGUAAAAGUGCUACAGGAUAAUUUUGUGGCUGAACUGUCAACACACUAUCAGAAUUCAGCUGAAUUUUUGAGUUUCUAUGGCCUGUUGAAUUUCUACCUCUACACACUGGCCUUUGUGUACUCACCGUCAAAGAAUGCUCUUUAUGAAUCCCAACUCAAGGAUAAUCCAGCAUUUUCCAUGUUGAAUGAUACAGAUGAUGAAGUUAUUUAUGGGAGUGACUAUGAGGAAAUGCCACUACAAAAUGGUAAGCCUCUUAAUAAGAACAAGUACCAGGAUGAAUCAGACAGUGACUAACGGACUGAAGAUCAGGUUUCCAAGUAUGGGGAAGCUUAAGUUUCUGCCACCAACAUUUUCAGCCUCCUCAUUACUUUUGCUUGUCACAGAAUAUAUUGCCACAAUAAACUGUUUUAUUAUUUUGUAUGCAUACCUAUUUGUUUACCAUGUUAAAGAUGAAGAAAGGAUGAUUGCUCAAGUGGAGGGGAAAUGAAGGCAAAACACUACUGAAAUAACUUGGUAAAAAACAAAUGUGAUUAAUAAUAAGAUUUUGUAAAAGUGACAUUUCCAGGGAAUAUAGCAGACAGUGUACAUUUUUUGACAGUACUUAUGAAACUGCUUUAACCUACUACCCAUUACAGAAAAGUGUCUAUUCUUCAAGUGACAAAUAGGACUUUGUUUAAUAAAGCAGGCAUGCACAUACUUCUAAUCAUGGCUCAUAGCAAGAAUAGUAUGAAGUGAUUUUCUAUGCUUUUAUCCUUAUGUUUAACCGAUAAGGUUAUGGUAGUCGGGGAGUUGUAGACUGCAAGGUUUACUGUCUGUCAGACAUUAGCAAAGACAGAGAUGUAUUCUGUACGUGUGAGUAAUGGCUUUAAAAAUUGAGAAUCCUGCCUGUAGGAUUACUCACUGGGGUUUCGCUGUUGAUUUUUUCUCUGUAAUGGUCAAGUAUUGUCUUGGAACUCAUUUGUAUUUUGAUGUCAGUUUGUAAGUUUUUUUUCCAGAUAAACACAGUAAAUGAAGUGUAUUUUAGAAUGUGAUGCAAUUACAGAAAUGGUUACUUGCAGUUGAUUUAGCUACAACUUUCUGUUAAAGUGGGACUCAACAGGCCAAGGGAGCUUUGCUUAAACAUGGAAGCAGGUGCAAUGUGCAAAAUAAUGAAUUUACUUUUAGUCACAACAUUGUUUGAAUUGUCAAAAUUACAGUUAACCUGCACAAUUAUUGAGAGUAAACCUCAUGCUUUUGGUAAAUAAUGAUUGUCAUUCUUACUGCUUAAAACCUUUAUUUUACAGCUUUCCUGACCAGAUGGUCCUGCUUUAUGUAUCAAUCAUGUCUUUCUACAGUGUAUCUGGAGCCAUCAUAUGAUUUAAUGCCCUUCAUCCUUUUUUUUCCUGCACUUGGGAGGUGGCUCUGGGGCAAAUGCAUCUGAUGUGAUGCUGGGUAAAAUGAAUGAACAGUUCAGGAUGUCACACUAACAAGGAGGAGGUGUGUUCUGCAUUCCAUUUCUCAAAAUACCAUUUCCUUUCAUUUCUUUCCAUACUGGCCCACAGUGUACACUACUCACAGUUUUUGCAGCAGCACAGCUGCCUACCUCAUCAAACUUCAGCGUACGACUUUCUUGUGACCGCUGUGAAUUCAUUCUUUGAAACUGUAUGGGGCUGGAAUGAAUCAGAGCAAAUACUGGGUCUUCCUUGUACCAUAAUUCCAGUGACACUAAAAAAGGUUGAAGUUUUUAUUUAUUUAUUUUUAAUUUAUUUUUAUUUUUUAAAAGGCAAGAGAACAUUAUGUUUGUGAAUUAUUUUGUAAAAUUGGAUGUGAACUUUGAACAGAAGUUACUACAGUACCUCCCGUUACACUGAUGCAACACUUCAAUAAUAAUGAAGAUGAUUACACAGUGGUUCCUAUGUCUGUAUUAGCAACAUGUUCACAAAAAAAAAAAUUGUAUUUACUUGUGUGUAACUUGUUACCAGUUUUGGUGCAUGCUGCUUUGCACACAGAACAAGUGUUCCGCACCCACUCUGUAACUUCAGCAUAUGCUUGAGUACUACUCCAUGUGGAAGCAGUUUAGUUAAAGUAUGCUGUCUGCUGCAGAAACAAUUCUUGAUUUAUUCCUUUGUUUACAAAAGUGCCAGCUAAAAAUCUCUUUAACGGUGUAUUUUUAAAAGGGGUUUGUUAAGGACUUGUUUAGAAUGGAUAGAGGUUCAAAAAUUUUCAGUGCAGAAUUUUUUUAUCUGGUAAAAGGGACUUUGUCUGGUAAGUUUUUAUUGCCACAAGUGUUAUUUUUUCUUUUGUUUUCUUUUUGUAUCUUUAGUUAAAUCUUGUAAUAGGCAAGUAUCUUCCAAUGAGUUCAAGAUAUAUUUACUUGUAAUAUAAGAAAGUGCCUGUAAGUAGUUGGAAGUCUUGAGAAUGAUUGAAUAAAGUAUCGAUUUACCUAUUUA
Messenger RNA from Protopterus annectens (West African lungfish), 3844 nucleotides. RefSeq names its product transmembrane protein 181 (gene TMEM181). The record is from RefSeq and is a predicted model, not a curated record. Gene Ontology annotation, molecular function: toxic substance binding. Bases 150 to 1709 code for a protein of 519 amino acids. NCBI's taxonomy places the organism in Eukaryota, Metazoa, Chordata, Ceratodontiformes, Protopteridae. The transcript is spliced from 17 exons.